Messenger RNA from Pomacea canaliculata, 9538 nucleotides. Its product is annotated as phthiocerol/phenolphthiocerol synthesis polyketide synthase type I PpsD-like. Lineage: Eukaryota; Metazoa; Mollusca; Gastropoda; Architaenioglossa; Ampullariidae. Bases 115 to 8034 code for a protein of 2639 amino acids. The record is from RefSeq and is a predicted model, not a curated record. The transcript has 18 exons. Gene Ontology annotation, biological process: fatty acid biosynthetic process. Gene Ontology annotation, molecular function: fatty acid synthase activity; phosphopantetheine binding; 3-oxoacyl-[acyl-carrier-protein] synthase activity.
GACAAUUUGAGUCGAUACCUGUUUGAAUCAAUUAAGCCAACGGGAUGUGGAAAUAUUACAGAGGAAAACGAACCGUUACUAAAUUCAACAGCAGCCCGUUUUUGACCCCUUGUGAUGGAGGCGUCACGUGACACCAUCGCCAUCAUCGGGAUUGGUUGCCGUGCGCCAGGGGCAGACAACAUCUCGGAGUUCUGGCGCCUGCUGGAGCGGGGAGAGAACCAUGUCGUGGAUAUUCCACCCGAACGCUGGAAUGCUCGCGCUUAUUAUGACCCUGACCCUAUGACACCAGGUCGCAGCUACGUCAUGAAGGCGGGACUUGUCAAGAGCCCUGAAGCCUUCGACAACCGACUGUAUGGCAUCAAUGAUCUGGAAGCCAUUCAUGUGGAUCCUCAGCAGCGGUUUGUGUUAGACUGCGUUACCAUGGCAAUGGAAGACGCCGGCAUAACGCGAGCCAUGUUGAAAGGUUCCAGAACUGGAGUUUACAUGGGCGUGACCAACAGUGACUACCGCAGUCUCUUCCCAUCGCAGUCCAGCGACAUCAACAACUACACCGUAACCGGCAUCAGCAACUCCAUCAUCGCCGCCCGCGUAUCCUACGUGUGGGACCUCCGGGGUCCGUCCUUGGUGCUGGAUACGGCAUGUUCAUCGUCACUCAUCGCCAUGCACCUCGGCAUCCAGGCCAUCCGCACAGGUGACUGUGACGUAGCCAUCUGCGGUGGCACUAACUACCUGACCCUCCCCGACAUCUUCGUCUUCCUCAGCAAAGCUCGGAUGAUUUCCCCUGGGGGUCAGUGCCGUCCCUUUUCCGCUGACGCCGAUGGCUACGCACGUGGGGAGGGUUGCGGUGUCGUCAUCCUCAAGCGCCUGUGUGACGCGGAGCGUGACGGCGACAACAUAUGGGCCACCAUCAACACCACCUCCAACCAAGAUGGCCACACGGUGACCCCGCUUAUUGCUCCAUCUGGGCAACAGCAGCAGCAACUACUGUGCGACAUGUACAGCAGCCUUGGUGACGACGUGGACAACAUCGACUACAUAGAAGCUCAUGGUACAGGGACGCCGGCAGGUGACCCUGUGGAGGCGGAAGCUCUGGGCACAGUCUUCGAGCGAUGCGGCGCACAGGUGAGAGAUCGCUUUGUGGGCUCCGUGAAGUCCAACAUCGGACACCUGGAACCUGCGGCAGGUGUGAUGGGAGUCAUCAAGGUACUUCUUAUGAUGAGGCACGGCAAGAUCGUACCCUCUCUCUUCUUCUCGCAGCCAAACCCCAGGAUCAAUUUCUCUGCGCUUCAUCUCACUGUCCCUACACGACUGCACGAGUGGAAAGGGAGACAGAAAGUCGCCGUCUGCAAUUCUUUUGGUUUCGGGGGCAGCAACUGCCAUGCUGUUCUCAAGGAAUACAGCGCCUCUGCCGUCCACACGGUGUCAUCUAGAAGUCACAAACGGCCAUGCGUGGUGUGUUUCACGGCGAAUUCUGAAAGGUCACUGUUGGGGUCAGUGCAGGACUUUUUGGAUGAGCCAGGACUUCAGAUGAUGAAUAUACAUGACAUCGCGUACACCUCGACCGCAAGGCGACACCAUUUUGCUUACAGGGUCAGCAAGGUCGUGGAGGAUGUCCAGGAGCUGGUCACCGCUCUGGAAGAUCCCGGAAGGGUGAAAGCCGCCAUCACUCACACGAAGAGAAAACCGCGAGUUGUGUUCGUCUUCUGCGGCAUGGGGACAUCAUGGCCUGGCAUGUGCUUGAGCCUGUCACGUGAUCUGCCAGUCUUCCGAGAAAAGCUUGAGGAGAUUGACAGGCUGCUGUCUAGUCACGUGACAUGGUCGCUAUUAAACCGACUGGAAGACCAGAACGCAGUGAAGGAUCCCGAGUUCUCCCCCAUUGCAAUUUUUGCUUGCCAGGUAGCACUGACUGCCCUGUGGCGGAGCGUAGGAGUCGACGCGAACUGCAUUGUGGGUCAGAGUGUCGGGGAGGUGGCCGCCGCACACGCCGCAGGUUGCCUUGACCUCCAGCAGGCUGUCAGGGUCGUCUACCACCGCACCCGCCUCUUGGCGCAGGCCACCGGUGGAGCCAUGAUCGUCGUCCGCAACCUCGACGUCCAGAAAGUCAAACAGAUCAUCAUGGACGCAGGAGUCGACGUGGAUGUUUCUCUGCAGUACAGCCAGCGCGCCUGCGCACUGAGUGGAGAUGACGAAAGCUUGUCUAAACUACGUCACUUGUUGGCGUCAGAAACGGGUUCGGUGGUGACGAGUCUGGAUGUACCUGUCGCCUACCACAGUCGUCAUGUCGACAGCUGUACGCAGCCUCUCGCCCACGUGCUGGAAGGUCUGGCGUCAACGCCACCUGGCGUCCCAUUUGUGUCCAGUGUUACUGGAGCCAUGGUGACCACAGAGCUUGCCGCAGACUACUGGGUCAAAAAUCUGAGGGAACCUGUUCUUUUCUACGACGCAGUGAAAGCAGCUCACGACAGCAAGCACUCGAACUCCGUGUUUCUGGAAAUCGGUCCCAAGCCAGUGCUGCGAGCUCAUCUGGAAGACAUAUUUCCUGGGGGCAAAGUUCGCUGCGUCACAUCGAUGUACAAGGAUCCAGAGCUAAACAUUUUCUUGGAAGCUGUAUCUGCAUUGUAUGAUCAGGGAGUGGACGUGGCCUGGCAAAGGCUGCCGACGUUGGGGUCAAAGGUAACGCCCAUACCACGCUACGUGUUUGACUCUCGACCUUUGCUGCCCCGAGGGGAGGGCGCUGCCUUGCUGCUCAACGGCGUGACGCUCCAUCAGCAGCAGCACUCGUGGGUGUGGAAAGUAAACGAGCCGGGGCGCCACCUACUGAUGAUCUGCCCCCGCCUCCUGCGCUCCUUGUACGACCACGUCAUGUCGGGGAGAGUUAUCGUACCUGGUUCCUUUUACGGAGAGGUUGGUUUUGCCAUCGCCGCCGCCGAACUGAAAACAAAGAACGUCUCCAUGUCGCUAGAUUUUGUGGAGCCACUGGUAAUUGAUAAAAACAGAGUGGAAGAAGUUGAAAUUAGAACCCGACUGACGAGGGCUGCAGAUAAAGAGAACCCUGGGAAGACCGUGACGUCAUCAAUCUCUGGCUCAGCCUCGGUGUACGCCCGAGUCAUAAGGGGCAUUCACACAGCGGCCACCAUCACGAUCAAACCACUUCCGGGCAAGGCCGACAACUCUAAUAAGCGCUGGGUUAACCUGGCGUACCUCCGCUCCAAGUGCCCGGAUGAAGUGCCCAAAAGCCAUCUGUACAACUCCUUGAACCGCAGUGGCUUUCAGUAUGGCGAGAAUUUCAAACUUUUAGAGGACAUCUACAAGGGCCCAAAGAACUGCUUAGCGACGAUACGAACCACUGAGACGAUCCAGCAGGAGUACGAGCACUGCACCAUUCACCACUGCGUCCUCGACUGCAUGCUGCACUCUACAGUCCUCAUACAAGACAGCGACAGCGACAGCGGGAUUCGACCCGUGAUGCCCAAGUCUAUAGACAAGCUAGUCGUCCAUCACAAAAUGGAGCCUGUCAUGAUGACCCACUCGGUCAAGACUUACGAAGACUCAGAGCUGUGCAAGUACCACGUGACACUAGUAUCGCUGGAGGGGCUGGUGAUCGCUGAAGUUUCAAACCUCGUUGUUCUCUUUCUCGACCGACACGCGUCCGAGGUCAUGCGAGACUUGUACACGUCCGAGUGGCAUGCCAUAGAGGAGGGGCUUCCACAGUUUGAGGUCCCUUCAGACGGUGGUCUAGAAGAUUCCUUCCUCUUUCUUACCACCGGUGACCUGACCAACAGAAUCAGGGUGAGCUCCCCUGCAUUGCACAAAGGGCUGACAGCGGAGUGUCUAGACCUGCUGAAGCAGAAUACCCACAGUGCUGUGGCAGUUGUCUGCGCAGGGUCCUUGCUGGAGACGAGUGAGGCCAGCGAGACACAAGAAGCCAUCCUGUCCUCUUGUCUUCUUAUCAAGGAUCUGUUGUACCACGCAGCGAAUUUGUCCCUUACUAUCCCAAUAUUCGUGUGCACUCAAAAAGCCUGGCCGUCACCAGAACCUUCUGGAGACUUUGAAGGCGGCUUGUUGGACGGCGAUGUCAAUCCUGUUCACACGGCCGUCUGGGGACUGAUUCGUGCUGCGGUACGAGAAAAUGUCUACCCUAGCCUCGUCGCUGUCGAUAUCCAGAGUAUGGACCUUGAGGGUAAGACCAGCCUGAACCGUCUGAGUCGCUUGCUUCUGUACCUGAGCACGGAGAGCAAGGCCAAAAGCUACCCGGAAAUGCUGGUCACCGACCGGAGUGUCUUCGUCAACAGGGUGGUUGAGGUCAGUUCAAAGGUUGCAGUACCCAGCUACAGACCGCUGCACUCGGAUCCCACGGACACACCACUGCUGUUAUCUGACCAUCCCACCCGUGCACGCAACCAGAUCGCUGUGUUGCACGAGCAGCUUGUUGGACGGAACGAUCAAGGAACAACAGAACUCAUAGUAGAGGCCUUUGCUGUUCCGAACAACUCGAUGUCCAUGCGAUGUGUAGGUGUCAGCAGCGAAGAUUUCUUCCAAACUUACGGCCUUGACAUUGAAACCGACAGGUACCCAGUUGUUGCCAUAGAGACCGUAGGGAGUGUGCUUGGUGAUAAGGACAAGAAAGUUUGCUGCUGUCCUCUCGUGGCGGAAGCGCGGGUUCGAGUUCCUGCAGACCUUAUUUCAGCAAAUGUUAUUCCUGGUUAUGAACCUGGUGACCUCACCCGUCUCCUGUUUCUUUGGAUGGUUCAAAAGAAGGUCAAGAGCAGCCACGCGACCAUCUUAACUUCGUCUGCCACCCUAGAAUUGGGGAAGUUGCUAUCGUCUGUGAUGCAUACCCGCAAAAUCAAUAAGAAAUCACUUGUUACAAACCUAGUUUCUCUAGAAUGCUGGGAUACUCAAGGGGAAAUGAUUCACGAGACAGUUGUCUCCCUUGUGCUGAUUGAUGGGAAGCUCGCCAACACCCUGACGCCUAGGCUGGUAAACACUCGUCGCCUGGUCUCGUUCUCGCCUCUCGUGGACAGCGAAACGGUCACCAAGCUGGCCUUGGCCUUGCCAAAGAUGGAGAUUAAGCUGCUGGUCACCGACAGCUUUCUUCAUCCUCGCAGCGUUGCUAAGCACCUUCCGGACCUGAUGGCAUGGGUCAAGGCCAACCAAUCCCUCGUAAGGUCGGCUGUGGAGCUGUUUCACUCAUUCGUUAUAAACAGAAAGAAUUCAGAAGGAACCGCAGACGACUGUGAGCUGCCGUCGCUUCCUAGCCUCCUGAGCACCGAGACCGUUGUUCCCACCAUGCCGCUGGUGCACGCAACACCACGCAACCUGUUCAGGAGCAACGCCGUGUACAUCGUGGUGGGCGGGCUGACAGGACUUGGCUGGCUGUGCGUGCAGCAUCUGGCAAGGGGCGGAGCAGGGGGCGUUGCCAUUGUGAACAGGCGCCAGCCAUCUUCAGAUCAGCUGACUUCCAUACAAGAACUUUCUUCGGAAACCUCUUGCAAUGUCCAUCCCUUCCAGGCUGACGUGACUUCGCUGGACUCGGUGCGCAGUCUUCUGAAUGACAUCCGCGCGGUGUUCCAGGCCCGGCCAGUCCGGGGCGUGAUGUACGGAGCAGCGACUGUACAAGACAGACCGCUCUUCAACCUCACCCGAGAGGAGUUCGAAAAUGUUCUUGCUCCGAAGGUGAAGGGAACAUGGAACAUGCACUGUGUUACCAAAGACAUGCACCUGGACUUCUUCCUCAUGCAUUCGUCCAUAGCCUCUGUCUUCGGCAACGUUGCUCAAUCUAAUUAUGCCGCAGGUAACGCUUUUAUGGACGGCCUUGUGUACUACAGACGAAGCCGAGGGCUGACGGGACAGUGUAUUAACUGGGGACCACUGGACCUGGGCAUCCUGGAAGGCAACACUAAGGUCAAACAGAGGCUUGAAGCUCACGGCCUCGCUCCUCUCUCCCAAGAAGCCAUCAUGCACAAGCUGACACCACUUUUGAUGCUAAACUGGGAGCAGAUAACUCCAGUUGCCUUAGAUAAAAUAAAGAUGCAGAACGUGCACGCUGGCCGCCCACAGGUCGGGUUCCUUCGCCGCCUGGAGCUGGUCAUUAAGCCAGCAGCACUGACCACGGAGCACCAUGGCAGUCAAGACUACUCUCAGCACCUGCUUGCUGCCAAGACUAUGCAGCAUGAUGACCGUCUGCCCAUUCUCUACAAAUACGUCGCUGGCAUCAGCUCCCAGCUCCUGUGCCUCGACCCCUCCGUGGUAACCGCCGACUCUAGCCUCUACGAUCUCGGGCUCGACUCUGUGGUGGCCAUGUCCAUGGUCUCCACCAUCUUGACGGACACCAGAGUUCGCCUUCCCAUCGUGCUCUUCGUCAGCGGUGAACCUACGGUGGCCGCCAUUGCCCGCGCCAUCAGCGAAGGCUUCGAUGGCAAGAAGUGGGACGACGAGAUGCCAGACAACGGUCCCAGCGGCCCAAUCAUCGAAGAAAUAAUUGAUGAGCCGUUGGGCAUGGAAAAAGAACUCGAGUUUGUUCCGGAUUCACUCGUUCCAGUUGAAAAGAAUUAUACUCUCACAUCCAAACUUUAUCCAGCUGUAACCACCAUGGACUUACCUGCAAUCAAGGAUAAAGUACCGGAAAUAAGCGAUAGAAAAUACGACAACGACAAGAUUGACAAGCCUUCAGAAAUAUCGCGGUUUACCGCCAAUUCCUCGGCGCCAUACGGACAGUCCUUCAAGUGCCCUCUCUACGGUGUCAUCGACAUCCCCCUGAUGCUGAACAGUUCGAACCCUGGCAGGAUCAAAUCUGUCAUCGCCUCCUUGAUGGACAGACAUGCGGCAUUGCGGGAUCGUUACCAGAACAACGGUACAUCCAGCAAAGGCGGCGAUGGCAAGGUUUUGUCUAUUCACACCAACAUCAACCUUUACGAGAUUGACGAAGGACCGGACACAGCUCAGAAACUGGACAAAGAAACAAAGCUAGGCUGGAACGGCCAGGACUUACCUUUCAGGUUUAUUCUGAUACACGCAGAGAAACCACUGCUGCGCGUCGUCUUUGAUAAAAAUUUUCUCGACAUGAAAAGCGCCUUCAGUCUCUCUCAACAAUUAGAAGCUUUGCUCGCCUCUCGACCUCUUUUGAGGAAAGGUCAUGAGGUCGGCGAGACUUCGAGUCUGUCCAUCAAAAACUCGUUGGCAAUAAAAAAUUUGGACGAAUUCCUCUCAUUUUGGAGGAGUAUUCUGGAUUGUUGUCGACCUACCGUCUCGGACGCAACCUCUUUGCUGGCUUCUAAAAAGCGAAAGUACAGCCGCUCCCAGAGCACCCACUGGGGCGUGGCCAGCGACUCCAUGGUCAUGACACCACAGUUGUUCUCCAAGGUCAAGGCCUUUCUGGUGCGUCACGGUGUGUCUCUGCUGGGCCUGAUGGCCAGCUGUUACCAGAUCCUUCUCCACGCUAUGACUGGCUGCUCCACCAUCGCCCUGGCCUUCCCUGUGGACCUGCGAUCUUUCGUCGGGCAGAAAGCCACCUGCCUCGGCAGCUGGAGCCAGGAGAUCCCAUUGGUCUUGUCUUUCCCGCGACCUUCUCGGAAGAGAGCAGAACGAGGCAAUGUGAAGGCCGUGAGUGCUGCUGACUUUGUGGUCGCCGCCAACCGCAUGAUCAACGUGCUGGUUGACCACAGCUUCGUGCCUUUCUCGCAGCUUCCGGAAGUGGGCGAGCGGCUGACGGAAGUGGUUGUCGGCAGCCAGCACGGCAUCAUGGCCCAGCUCGUGCAGGCCGGCCGCGAGGGGGCACCCCAGUCAGCCGGGUCGCUCCUGCACUCGGCGGACGCAGAAACUUUACUGUGCGUGCAGCACGACAUUCCGCGCGAGACUGUGCACGUGCGCCUCAACUUCCACACGCGCGUGCUGAACCUGAAGGCGGGGCGCGCCUUGCUGAGCCUGCUGAUGCAGACGGUUGAGGGCGUCGUGGAUGAACCAAGCCUCAACCUGUCCGCUAUCAUUAGGUGUUCGCGUAAGAAAGGGAGAAAACUUCUCAAGUCAAGGGAGUAAACUGUAGACAAGCUUGGUCUCUCUAUGGCGUCCAGACGUGGACACAUCGCUGACCUUUUAAAGUCAGUUUAGGUCAGGAAGAGUCUAUUGCUUAUUAUGGGUUAUUGUAAAAAGUUAUGGACUAAGAUGCCAACUACUUCUCUCCUUUAUCUGUUUCUCUGUAUCUAUGUCUGUCUGUUCUAUUGAUUUGUUUAAUUAAUGUUUUUAUUUGUAUUUAUUAACAGGCUGAGGGGAUCGGCUCUCCUUGUUUAUGUUUUAUUGGAUAGAAAUAUUGACCUUCAUGUUUACAUGUGUUCCUGCUGCGCUUUCUUCCUCUUCUUGUUUGCAACAGGACUGUCUACAAUGUAUAUAAUGUGUAUAAUGUGUUUAAUGUAUAUAAUGUAUAUAAUGUGUUAUUUGAAGUACGAACAGUUGGAUCUAAUGGCUGGGGUCGGUUCUCUCCCUUCGGCAGCGACCGUGCGCUGCUGUGAAUAAACUGAAGUGAUGAUCGCCCUCUUGCAGUUUCAUGUGAUAACAUUUCUUCAUAUUCUCAAGAUAACUCAAUAUCUUCCCAGUAUUGUCCUGAUGUCACUGACCUUAUUCUCUGGAGUCGUUACCCUUACAUCUUCAGUUAUUUCCCUUUACUGCCGCACGCAGCGAGUGGUCGCGUGGUUCUUCCUUCUACAUCUUUGUUAUUAUUUUGUUACCUUGUUCUGCAUCUUUGUUACUAUUUUGUGAUUUUGUUCAGAACAAUAACCUCGCCUUUUACUGAGAUAAUGCGCUGUAUAAAUUCUCUUAUUAUUAUUAUUGUUGUUUUAUUAUUAAUAACCUUUACCAUAAUGCUAUAAUUUUUACACCCUCCCUUUUCCAAUAUCAUGUUACUCUCAGCUCUUGUUCUUGCCCUUUGGUUCCUCUUUGUGUUUUCUGCAUUUGAUUUUAUUCUUCUUUCAGUACGGUUGUUCAUUCUUCUAUAGUUCAUCUGUUAUUUGUUUGUUGUCCUGUCCGUCGUAUGCUGUCCAUGUUUCCUUAUUGUUCUUAGGCGCUAAGAGCUUGGUCCUCAGGACUGUGAGUAUGUGUUUUACACAUUUAGCAUUUAUUAUUAUUAUUAAGUUCUUUUGCGCACAUCUGCCUUAUAUGUGUACCUCUAUCAGCAUCGAUGUGUAUCUGCAUCACGUGUAUUUCAUGUAUUUGUAUAUAGGUGCUCUUCUAGAAGCACUUGUCAAAGCACAGAAUUCAUCCUGCUCUGUGUUCAAACUCUGCAGAGCGUUAAAAAGAAAACUUAACGGUUAAGCUGAAGUCUGUUAUUGCUGGAGACAUUAAUGUUUUUCAGUUAAAUUAGAUGUGAAUCGAAAUGGACUGAUGUAGUAAAGGGAGAGAAGAAGUCGUUCUUAUUGUGAUCAUGACCUUUUUGCGAAGAAAUAUUAAAAGCAAGAACACAAUGUUGAGGACAGAAAGCGCUGACCAUUAAUCGUGUUUCGAUUUCUUAAAAUAUUUUUAAUUGUCAAAAAUAAAGUUGGGAAGGGUU